Molecule: messenger RNA, 2415 nt
Organism: Ogataea philodendri
Lineage: Eukaryota; Fungi; Ascomycota; Pichiomycetes; Pichiales; Pichiaceae
Exons: 1
Coding region: 1-2415 (804 amino acids)
Biological process (GO): DNA-templated transcription
Molecular function (GO): zinc ion binding; DNA binding
Source: RefSeq, a predicted model, not a curated record
AUGGAGCCAGAGUGGGUGUUCAACCCACCGACCAGUAAGUCAGCUGACGAAGGGCUACUUCCCACCAGGGAGAGAACUGCAGCCAUGGAUACUAUUUUAAUCGACCAAUUGGAAACCUUGAAGCACAAACUUGCUCAAAUGGAGCAGCAGAUAAACAGCAACCAGACCGGCAGUUUACACCAGCCCCCAACGAUCUCUCCCGAGACCAAGUCAGCGUUUGCGGAUGAUGACGAUGAAUUUAUAAUGUUCAAAGGCCUGGAGUAUUUGCAUCAAAGCGAUCCCAGAGUUUGUCAUGCGAACGAGCUAUUUACUCCCCGUUCCAUCAUGUUGAAAGAUCCGUUGAUGAAGUUCCUCAAGGAGAACGUCAAGGUACAGGAGUUUCGCAGACACGCACAAGGUCGCAAUGAUUUUCUACAUUGUUCUUCGCCGUGGUACUCUGGCUCCCGAAACUCAAAACUGGACGACAAGUUCGAGGAGAAGGUUUUAAGAAGACUUCCUCAUAAAAUGGUCAAGGAACCAGUUAUGACUAAAAACGGACCGUUUUCCACGAGUGAGUCUCGUGAGAUCAACGGAUCUGUUCUUGAGGAAGCGCUGCCAAGCAAAAAGAGCGUGUGGCUCCUUAUCGAUAGAUUCUUCGAGUUCUGGCAUCCUCUGUAUCCAUUCCUUGACCAGAAAGAAUUCACUGAGAGCCUUGUCGAUCUCAUUGGCGAGCGCACUUCAGAGGACGUCCAGAUUAAUAUCUAUGGAAUUUACCGAAGCAGACUGGUGUUUCUGUCUUUAGUUCUGUACCUGAUUUAUCUCGGUCAGCUUACGCUAUACAAUAUCACCAUGGAACCAAUUCCAGAAUCAAAAACCAAUGAAGACCUGGCUUUUUUGGUCUCGCAUCCGCUACACGAGAAAUUGCUUAAGGUUGCACUCAACUGUGGGUACUGGGGUAACAUCUCAGAUAUACCCACGCUGUUGACUGUCCAAAACUUGUUGUACUCAAGAAUCGCAUUCAAACACUCUCCUGAAGAAGGAGACCAUACUGAUAUAGACGCUUUGAUCGGUCUGCUUUUGCGUUCAAGUCAAACAAUUGGACUCAACAGGGACCCUUGUAUUCUUGGCUCAGGAGACGACUUGAAACGAAUCAAUUUAUGGAGAAAACUUUGGUACGGGGUCAUGUGUGUGGACUAUGGCUGGGGGUUCACGAACGAUGCUCUUGGGCCUCGAAUUUCCCAGUACAACACCAAAUUGCCGGUUUUUCUGGGUGCCACCAAUGCCAAUGUCAGCGAACUAGAGAACGAGCGUGCUUCCAUCGCGCUAAUCAACUGCCGCACGGAAUUCAACAAGAAGUUUGCCAAUUUAUCGACACUCAUAAUGAACAUUGACGGAAAGGUCAAAGUCAGCCAGAUUCUCGACGCUUUGAAUGAUAUUGCAGACCUUCAGGAACAACUAACCGGCGAUAUUGACGAUUUUUUGAAGCCAGGAUCACUCUGUUCCAAGGAUAAGUUUUACCGUGUGCGCAAGAUAUCUGGUCUAUGUUCCUACCUUGAAGUUCAGACACUGUCCUCGCUGAUGAACUAUCAUAUUUUCUUGUUUUAUGAGGAAAAGGGACAGGUCGAGAAGGCCAAGCGCUUGCUGUUAAAAUCAUUGUCUCAGGUCAUCAACAUCCACCGUCUUGUCGGAGCAAUUGUUUUCGAUCUUUCGAGUUAUUUUGGCUCCGGAAACGACCACAUCCUUGCUUCUACUCUGAUCGAGUCUACUGGCCGUACUCGUUGUAUUGUGUUUGCUACGUUGGUCCGUGUGCACCACGUUUCCUACAACCGGUUUUUGCGCGCUCAGCUGGAUCCGGACACAGAGAAACUAUUAGAGGAGCUGCUUGAGACGGGAAACAAGGUGGUAGUUUCUGGUUUCCGCUUCCAAGGAAGACUUUCAGCGUCACAUUUCAAUGCCUGGUUCUUCUGUAAAGUGCACACUUUUGCGUACCGCAAGAUCAUGCCCCUGAUUCUGGAGGAUAUCUUCAAUCGUGCAAAAGAGCCCAAAAUGGACAUGCACAAGCUGGACUACAAUUCGAUGCUCAAGUGGAAUACUGCCGAUUUCCGGUGUAUCAUUGACACCAUGAUGAACAAAAAUGAUAGCACUCCACAUACUUCGGUAAGCACAAAGGUGUCUCCAGACACGGACAGCUCGAUCAACGGCCACCAGGUGAUCGACUCAGGUUGGAUAGGCAAGCUCAUCAACAACAAAUGGUACCCCUACAUGGACGGGAACGUUUUCACGCAAGACAACGACCAGUCGAUGAAAACAGAACAAACACCGCUGCUUACGGGAACGGAGCUCAACCCGCUCGGAGAUUUUCCUAACACGGAUGGCAAUCUCGACCAGUUUUUCACCAGCAUUGACUCGCCGUUCUGGAAUGCGUUCUCCUUGUAA